CAAAUAACUACGAUACCUUCCAACUAGAGAAAUCUAGAAAAUUUGUGAAUGACGUGUCGAUUUAUCUUUGGGUGUUUAUUUGGUACUAAUUUAAUAAUUUUCAACGCAGUUACCAAAUUUCAGUCGAAGUGAAAUAAACUUGUGUAAAGUGAAGUGUAUAAUAAUUGUUAAAAAAACUAGAAUUGUGUUUCAAUAAGAAGAAAAAGUUGAGAAUCGAGAUAAAAAUAUCAUUUUCAUUAUGGCGACAGCGUCUGUCCAUUCAUUCCUAAAUUCAUUUAACUCCAAAUUGGAACAACCGGUGAGGCAACAUCUUAAAAAUGUGUACGCCUGUCUUGCAAUGUCAACAAUGGCUGCAGCUUUGGGCGCUGCAGUCCACCUUUUCACGAAUAUCAUACAGGCAGGGUUUUUAUCAGCAAUAGGAGCUCUAGUGUUCUUUUUCCUUUUAAUGAGCACCCCUGACGAUAACGGCAAAUCCAUGCCUACAAGAGUCGGUUAUCUCCUUGGUUUCACUUUCCUUACCGGCGUAGGUUUAGGUCCUCUCUUAGAACACGUCAUAAUAAUAGAUCCGAGCAUUAUAAUAACUGCUUUUGUCGCUACAUCGGCAGUUUUUCUUUGUUUCUCCAUCUGCGCCAUGUUGUCCGAAAGGGGAAAGUGGUUGUACCUAGGCGGUACUUUGAUGACUAUGUUAACUACCCUCAUGGUACUUUCGCUAGCUAAUAUUUUCUUUGGAGCUAAAUGGAUCUAUCAGACUCAAUUAUAUUUGGGAUUGUUGGCCAUGUGCGGAUUCGUACUCUUCGAUACCCAGAUGAUUAUUGAAAAACGUAGAUUGGGAAGCAGGGAUUUCGUCGCUCAUUCGCUGGACCUAUUCGUCGACUUUAUCGGGAUCUUCAGAAGAUUGGUCAUCAUCUUAACUCAGAAGGAACAGGAAUCGCGGAAGAAACGCAAGGACUGAGGACGAUUGAACGAAAGCGAAAAAUUCAAUAGAGGGAUAAAUGUGGAUGAGGGGGGGACUAAAUUGUGAUAUAAAAAUAUGAUUUAUGUCAAUAAAUAAUCAUCGCUUGAGUUCCAAUAAAAUAUUUUGUUUGUGUUGG
Diorhabda sublineata is the source of this 1091-nucleotide messenger RNA. Its product is annotated as bax inhibitor 1. Gene Ontology annotation, biological process: negative regulation of endoribonuclease activity; negative regulation of RNA splicing; negative regulation of apoptotic signaling pathway. The record is from RefSeq and is a predicted model, not a curated record. Gene Ontology annotation, molecular function: enzyme binding. The transcript has 3 exons. Gene Ontology annotation, cellular component: mitochondrial membrane. NCBI's taxonomy places the organism in Eukaryota, Metazoa, Arthropoda, Insecta, Coleoptera, Chrysomelidae. The coding region runs from base 239 to 952 and encodes 237 amino acids.